Messenger RNA from Xyrichtys novacula (pearly razorfish), 9015 nucleotides. NCBI's taxonomy places the organism in Eukaryota, Metazoa, Chordata, Actinopteri, Labriformes, Labridae. The record is from the annotation of a GenBank genome assembly.
UGGGAUUUUUUAAUGUUUAUUUUUAUAUUUAUGGGGGUCCUUCAAAUCUCGCCUAAUGCACCCUGACAUGCAGCAUACUGCAUACAGCUGCCCCUGAUAUUGCCUGAUUUUAUUUAGAUUUUGAUAAAUGCCUGACAGUGUUGACAAAAAGUGAGGACACAACAUUGAAACCUUAAAAAAGAAGCAUGUGCCACUGAAAAAUAAAUCUUUUACUUGCAUAGGAUAAUAUUAAGUGUUUUUUAAACUGAAACUACUUUUUUUGUUCAUAUAAUGAACUUCUGUAUACACUUGACCCCUCUCUGUGGACACACUGUUUCUGAUGUAUUUAGAAGAGACUUUGCUGUAAACAUUUAAUGUAACAAUGAUAAAUUCAAAUUGAAGGGAAUAAUUGUGUUCAAUACAUUCUAAUAUUUACUCAAAAAGACAUCAACAGUAGAAAAUUAUUUUAAUUUUUAAAAUAAUAGCUGCUACAUGUCGGACAGGUUUUGUCCCAACCCCCGAGAAUCAGUGGACUAACAUACAGUUUAUUCAUCUUAUUAAUGUCUUUACGGAAGUUUAGGUGUAACUUAAGCACGAAAUAGACAUAUUUUAGUUCACAAAAUUCACACUUUAGGACUGAAGUUCAUUAAAUUUGUCUUAAACUCUUUAAACUCUACACGCUCAAAGCCUCGUAGUAUUGUAUCACCAUGGAAACAAAAAGGCCUCUCAUACCGGAUGCAGUUCCGACUCCAUCAGUUGAACUUCCGGGCGAAACAUUGUGCAUGAAGAAAAAUCUGCUUUGCAAAUUCAUUUGGACCAACUUCUUGACCAAACUAGCUUUGUAAAAUGUCCCGAGGGUCGAGUGCGGGGUUUGAUCGACACAUCACCAUCUUCUCUCCUGAAGGAAGGCUCUACCAAGUCGGUCAGUCGAUGAUUAUGUUCGGACAAAAGCCGGCUCCAGGGGCUAACUUGUUUGCUAGCAGGCUAAAUGCUCUGUCAUGGUUCGCGUAGCUGAGCUUAAAAGAGAGGAAUAAAACUCAGAGGAAGAGAAAGAAGAGUUAAAUAUGGGGGUGAAAGUUGAACUUAUGAAGAGGUGGUUGUUAGUUUUCUUGUAUUUUACCUCAGCGGUUCAGAAAAGCGCGAACAAACCUGCAGUUGAGUUAGCAUCAGAGUCAAAGAGGCUGAUUCAUGACUGAGACUGAAAUCAUCUUAUUCAGAGAAAUAAUGCUCUCCUUCUCUGUUAGUUUGAGUUUUUAUCAUGAUUUUAUAAUAAUUUUAUCAUACUGAAUUUCACAUGUACACAGAUACGUAUAUUAAUGCACUAAAUACUGCAUUGUUAUGAGUUAAAGGGACAGUUCACCCUAAAACAAAAAACACUAAUGCUGUUUCUAUGAUUUAGUAAGAUUUUUUUUGCUGGACUGACGGUGAACAGAUGAUUUGAACAAAAAAUAAAUAAACAUUUUGAAGCUUUAUUAAAGUAUAGUUCAUGGUAAAACUGCUGUAUUGAAUUGUAUUAGUUUGUCCAGGUGAUUUAUAAUGUUUUGACUGACCAGUGUACAUUCCCAUUAGAAACCCUACAUAUAGACCCAACAAACAUUUGUAGACCACAUUGAUAUGGCAUCACUGAUGACUGAUUACCUAAUUGUUAGAUUGAGGGGAUAAUCUGGUGUAAAUCUAAUACAGGAUCAAACACACAUUAACACCGAGUUAGACACCCCCUCAAGAGAUGAAUGUUGCUGACCGCUUGCUUCUUAAGAUUCAAAAAGUUGCGAUAUUACCCCACCGACCAAUCACAAAGCCCCUGAUCUGUGUUGUUUUAAUGCAUAAUUAUAUUAGUAAAUUGGUGCAUAUUUGGCUAUGCAUGCGGGAUUCUGCAAAGAGCUACAGAAACCCUCAGUGUACACUUUUGCACAGUCUUAUGUCAGACCUCUAUGUAAAGCCUAAGUUACUUAAAGGGAUAUUCUGGUGUAAUAUUAAUUUAGGGUCAAACACACUGUAACACUGAGUUAGACACUCCCUGCAGAGAUGAAUUUUGCCGACCGCUUGCAUCUCCAGUUUUACCAACUUUAGUAACGACCACAGGAUGCCACUCUAUAGCCACAAAUAAUGCUCAGAGCAGCACCUAACUUCAUCAAUAGGACAUAUAGGGCCCCAGCCACAGUAUUAGCCACCAAACAUCUUUUUAACUUUGCCUGAUUUCUUUAGCAAAGAGAUUAAACACAACUCACCUACUCUCUUCCAGCAGCCGCUUGUUUGUAGCGAGACCUCAGGCCAGUCCAUUACAGACUACAGCGGAGUUUCGCAGCUCAAGGAAGAACAUCUAUGAUCAUUUCUUGAUGGAAAUGCAAUCAGACCAAGACGAUAAGGCAGAAGAACUACUGCGUCUGUAGUGAAAAAUUAUUAUUAUUAUUAUUACUUUAAGGAAAUAAUAAAGAAAUGAUCACAAAUGUUCUUCCUUUAGCUGCGUCACCUCAAUGUAGUCCAUAAUGGACUGGCCUGAGAUUUCUGUACAAACAAGCAGCUGCUGGAAGAGAGUAGGUGAGUUGUGUUUAGUCUCUUUCUAAACAAAUUAGUCUAAGUUAAAAAGAUCUUUGGUGGCUAGUUCUAUGGCUGGGACCCUAUAUGUACUGUUGAUGAAGUUAGGUGCUGUUCUGAGCAUUAUUUGUGGCUAUAGAGUGGCGUUUUGGUCGGUGUGUGACUCCUCAGACCGCUGUGUAUUGCUAUCCUGCGGUCAUCGCUAAAGUUGGUAUAACUAGAGAAGCAAACGGUCGGCAACAUACAUCUCUCAAGGGCGUGUCUGAGUUGGUGUUAUGGUGUGUUAGACCCUAACGCCAGAAUAUCCCUGAUAUUGGCUGAUAAAGCUGAUAUUGGUAUUUUACAACAGCUUGAGGAUCACCGAUAUGAGCUGAUCGACUCUCACUGAUCAGCUGUUGUAAACUGAAAACAGUUUGCUUCAAAACCCAAAUGCACGCUGCGACUAAAACUCAGCAACUUUGGGGAGAGCUAAAACAGCCCAUUGGCAACUUGCAAAAUACACAUCAUGAUUAUCUGAAGAGUUGGGAGCUGCAGAGCUGCUGUGAAAGGCUGCUGCACCAAAGCAACAAACUAAAAAAACUUAAAAGAUGGACCUAAAAAAUUACAGAGAAUGUGGUUGAAUUAGUUGCUUUGGAGAACCGCCCAUCUCUGAGGUAGAGAGUGCACCUGUUUGUCGUCUUAUGCAACUUUAGCAUCCAUGGUAUGCCCUCACUGCACUUCACUUCGUGUUAGCGCAGGCAGUAUUACAUAAACAUUCUACCAUACUGGGUAUAAUUGUGUUUUUUGGGGGGGAAUUGUUCAACAAUGUCGGUUUCAGCUCAGGACAUCUCUUAUUGAAUUUGUUUUCUUAACUCUUAUGAGAAUUAAAAACUUGUGUUUAGCUCUGUUAUCAGGACAAAUCCAAGUAUCAGAUCAGGACAUGGUAUUUGCAGAUGAUAUAUCUUUUUAUGAAUUAGAUCAGGAUCAGAGAAAGCUGAUUAAGAUGUUCCUGCUGAUAACAGUUAUUCCCUUGUUGCUUCAAUUUCCUGUUGUUGGACACAGUUGUACAAAAUGACUCAAUUGCUUAAAAUCACUGAAAGCUCUGCUUGUUUUUUUUUUCUGACUUCCGAACAUUCACGCUGUCCCCAGCUGGACAGAGACGCUCUAAGAUGCUAUCUUGUGUUUCUCGUUUGCAGAAUAUGCUUUCAAGGCCAUCAACCAAGGUGGACUUACGUCAGUAGCUGUCAGGGGGAAGGACUGUGCGGUCGUUGUCACACAGAAAAAAGUACCGGUGAGUUGACAUCAGCUGUGUGUGUUUCAGUCGGGCCCUUUUUUUUUUUUUUACAUAGAGAUUCCACCACAGCACUGAAACAAAGCUCUGCUGUUACCAUGCCUUUCUUUACUUUUACACUGAGUCACACAACAGCGAAAUAUCACGGCCCCGCUGUGUGACUUUAAACAGCGUUAGAGCGUCAACUUCACACGCACAGACAGUGCUGUUCUGCCUUCCAGCUCUGAUGAGUCCACAAACAAGUUUCGCCUCAGUUAGGAUCUUUGUUACGUCCUGCUUUUCUCAGCUCAGAGGGAUUACAUCCCACCACCACCCCACUUCUGUGAAUAUUACGCAGAUGGAAACAGAGCCCCCACAGUCUGUCUUCAAAAUUAGGCUUCUGUGAUAAUCAUCCUGCGCUUAUGACACUUGUUAUGUUAUUUACACAUGAAAAAAUUUUGCUUUUAUUUCAGCUUAACUUGGUCGGAAGCAGUGUGAAAUCAAUUAAUGAAAGAAAUGCUUAAUGAGUUGCCGUAAUUUCUUACUGCUAAGGAAUCCUUGUAUACUGGGAAAUGAUGUAACAUUUAGGAGGUAAACCAGGGUCUUUGAAAACUGAAUGUUGUUUCAAGACUCCAAAGGACAGUGUAGAGUUGUGAAAUUUGUCUUACUGGUUGUAGAAAGACUUGUUUUUGUAAAGUAAGGAUGUGAUUCUGCCAGAAGUAUCUUAAUAUCCGUGAGGAUGUUUAUUUUUGUGUGUCUGAUUUUUCCUCUCUCUUAACAGGACAAGCUCCUGGACGCCGCCACAGUGACCCACCUUUUCAGAAUAACAGAUAAUAUUGGAUGUGUAAUGUCUGGGAUGACAGGUAAGAAAGAGACUUUAAAGUGUUGUAACUUAAACCUGGCACCUGAUAUUUGCUAGAUAUCGAUAUAUAUAUAUCGCUGUGACAAGAACAGAAAUCUUCCCUCUGUCUCACUCUCUCAUGUCUUCCAGCUGACAGCAGGUCCCAAGUUCAGCGAGCCCGCUAUGAGGCAGCCAACUGGCAGUACAAGUACGGCUACGAGAUCCCAGUGGACAUGCUGUGUAAGAGAAUUGCUGACAUCUCGCAAGUCUACACACAGAACGCUGAGAUGAGACCACUUGGCUGCUGUAAGUGUGUUUACUGGUUUGGAGCUAAGUGAAUCAGUGCAGUUGCGUGUUUGGAUAUUAAAAAAAUAUAUAUAUAACCUUUGUUUUGUCUUCUGAUGCCUGCAGGUAUGAUAGUGAUCGGUGUAGACGAGGAGUACGGCCCCCAGGUGUACAAAUGCGACCCUGCAGGGUACUACUGCGGCUUUAAGGCCACAGCUGCAGGAGUGAAGCAAACAGAAGCCACCAGCUUCCUGGAGAAGAAAGUGAAAAAGAAACUGGACUGGACCUUCGAACAAACUAUUGAGGUACAAACUAAAUCUCUUAGCGUGCAGGUGGAGAAGCUUCAAGAACAUGAAAGUGAAAGUAAACUUUUACAGCUGUUUGGUUUGAUUACGUUUAUAACUGUUAUUAUGAUGUCCCACGCAGAUUCGAUUUAUGAUAGCAAAGAUAAACGAUAAACCCUCUCUUGUCUUCCUUUUAGACGGCAAUCUCCUGUCUGUCAACUGUUCUCUCCAUCGACUUUAAGCCCUCUGAGCUGGAAGUGGGCGUGGUCACAACACAGGAGCCAAAGUUCAGGUAAAAAAAAAAAACAGCACCGAACUUAAAUAGUAAUUUUUGCUUUUUACGGUUAUUUUAGUCAUCAAAAAGUGAUUCCUGAUUAGAUUUAGCAGAUUAUGUCCGUGUGUUGAGGUGCAGACUUUCACCUUGGGUCAAGAAUUACAUCAGCUAAUGUCAAUUAGUUUCAUUCUCACUCAUAUAUCAGAGCUGAAGCUUUAACUGCUGGUUAUUUUCAUCAUCAGUAGAUUGGCCGUCAUGUUGGGACAUCAUGUUAAGAAAAGGGAAGUUCUCUGGAAGCCUCAUGUUUACAUUUCUGUCUAAUUUUACAUCAUGACAUUGAGCCAACUGCUUAAUACUGUGAAAGGAUCACACUUUCAUUAUCCUGUCAGACUGCUGUAUUCUUUUAAAUCCUGUUUUGUUUUUAUCUCGGCGAGUUAAUUUCCCAGAAACAGAUUGCCGGUAUGUAGGUAAGACGUGUCAUCCUGAAACCAGAGUAAGACUUAUAAAGAUGAAGAUAAGACCACCACCAGUGUCAUGGUUUAAAGAUACUCCGAGGAGCUUUAAACAGGUUGAGAAACAGAGUGAAACUGAUACCGACGCCCUUUUAUGACCUUCAGAAGCAAACAAGACCAUCAGGGACGAGGACUGCUGAUCAUUUGGCCUUUGUGAUUAGAGCUCAGGUUUCAGACGGCAGCCUUUUUAACACUUUUCCUUGGCAGUAACUGAAAAUACGGUCUGACCUUUCCCCUGAUUUUCACCAUCUGUUGUCUUUGUGGACGCUGAUUAAUCAAGAAGCUGUAAAAUGACUGCAGAGUGUUAGACUAUCAGGGUUUAAAGCACAAUAGUAAUAAUACAUGUUCACUUUAUACGAGUUUCCCACACUGGGCCUGACCUCAUGCCAGGGGGACGAUGGUUUAUUAAUGCGUUGGUAUUUUUUGUGUUUUUAUCAGUGAAUUCUUUUGAUAUGACUCUAAAAUAGUCAUUUUUAUUUCCCUUCAAAGCUCUUUUAUCCGACCUGAAGUUAGGAAGUUUAUCUCCUUUCUUUUUAUGGCCAAAAAAAAUCAUUUCUGCUCAAAUAUGAGAUGCCGAUAACAGCAUGUAUCCGGGUUUUUGCUUGAAUUUUUCACACCUGGUCAGCCAGCAAGUCGAUAAAUCAGUCAGUGCAGAUUUGGACAGGGUUAAAUGUAUAUAAAGUCCCACUCUGAUCGUUUUAUUUUUUACUACUCAAAGUGUUCUCAGUGGUUUUGAAAUUGUGAUUCUGAAGUUUUUAGCCAAAAUCACGUUACCUGUGUCAUUUUCUGCAGAGCUCCAGUAGCUCAUUAGCAAUUCGCCUCUGAGUCGUGGAUGGAGACAGCGCUGCUCUGCACACUUCUCUUCACGCUAGCUUGCUCGAGAAAACCGAAUUAUUGCCUUACUCCUAUUUAGACCGGACAACUGAAGUGCCUGAGUUUGAGAACUAUGAUUAAGACACCCAGAUAAUGCGAUUGGAAUUCGAUUUUCUCUACCAUGUAACCAGUGUAAUCGGAGUAUGAUGGAACAAUCAAACACCAGAGAAGAGAAGUAGCGUGCACCUCAUCUGCAGAAUAUGUAGCGCAUACAUCCUGUACAACAAAAACAACGCUGUACGAUGCUCCAUCUUCUUGCUCCAAAAUGCCCGGCAGCAGAUGAAGCCACUUCUGACGUCUGGCACGGACCUGCUGUUGUUGUUGACAGUUGUCUGAGGUUCACCAGAAACAGCGCCACUGAAAAGACCCAUGUCGACCCCUUCUUUUGGGGAGGAGGACACGUCCACGUCAAUAAUUCCUCAAUAAUUCCGUCCUCAGCUGCAUGUAUACGCGGACAAGGAGAGAAGUCCGAUUCUGCAAAUAAAAAAACAAAUUAUGAGCUUCAUCUGAUUAAGCUGUGCAUGUAAACGCACUGGAUGUCUUUAGGGACAUGAUGAAAGUUAAUAUCACAAUUAGUUUUCGUAUGAGCAUUGCAAUCCACUAACCCACACGCUUCUUCGGCGAUCAUCCUCUCUGUUUCUCUGAGUCUGGUCUGCAUAACAGGGCUCUGGGGGUGGAGCUUGGAUUUGUGAUGUAAGAAAUCUCACUGUGUCUGAGCCUGCUGAUUUGGUCUGCAAUCCACUCACAGCAAUUUGAAUGCAGAAAUACUCAGAAAUGCAAUUUUGCACUUCUUUCUCUCAUAUCAUGUCCUGUAGAAUCAGAAAAAUGCCGUAUGAACAUGUUGACAUCGAGAAAAACAGGAUUUUCCUCAGAGCGGGUCUUUAAAUGUUUCGAUAACUGACUCACCGAUCCCGUCUUCUCCUCCAGGAUCCUGACAGAGACUGAAGUGGACACCCACCUGAUGUCCCUGGCGGAGCGGGACUGAGAGAUGCAGAGAUGCUUCACCUGUUGGACUAAGAUAGAGCAUGAUGGGAUAUGAAGUUUCCAGAAGGAGACUGGUGUUAUCUUUGUUUGCUGUACAUUUACCCCACUGUUUCAUUCAACAAUAAAAAAAAAAGUUUUUGGAGUAAAAUAACAAACGUCUUUGUCUGUUUUUUCUUUUUAUCCACAUGGAGUAGUCGGCAUAUUCAAGUGUUCAAAUAUAUAUAGUAUGUUUGCGUUUGUUUUGUCAGCUGUGUUUUCAUCUGUCGGUUGUAUUUAGCAGCAGGGGAAACAUUUCUGGGAACUCGAGCGAGCGCAGAGUUCUACCUCUGAGCUUCCUGUUGUGGCUGAUAGUGCUCUAAAAUCACAUGUCACACUGAGGAGCUACAGAGAGGUAGUUUUACUACACGCUGAUGCAGACCAGAUUUGACCUCAUUUUCUCAACAUUUUGGCACAUGUAAAAUGUCAGAAAUAGACGACUUCAACCACCGGAAACAUCCUACUACACAUUUAGUUUCUCUUUGCAAAGGGGAAAAACUGUUUCCCUUGAGAUCUCAGAAUGGUUUUUAUAAAAGCUGACAUACGGCCUCUCGAGUGUGUGUCAGGGGGGAAACAGUGGCGAAGAAUUCUGGUCAAUGGCCUCCUUAAGUUAGACCCAUACAAGCACUCAAACCAUCAGCAAAUAUCUCGAGAUAAUCAGCACGUCAUUCUUAGUUUCUCUGAGACCGUUUCCCAUCAGCCGUGUUGAUUCACCUCUUUCCUGCACUUCUCUCUCGGUUUUUUUGCAGGUAUGACAGAAAGAGGAAUCCAGCUGCAGCGUGCGUCUUCGUCCUUAAAAAAAAAUGCAGAAAUAAUCUCCAGGACUUUCUGCUUGGAUGACUGUUUAAAGCCUCAGUCUCUUAUGUAACUUCCACCGUCAUGAAAAACAGCGACAGUUAAGUCCUUGGAAAAUUCCCCCUGCAGUCCAGCACAGGUAAACAUCUCUGUUAAUGUUUAGCACCUUUGUGGACGAUUACAGGCUGGCUUCGGUAGUUUACACUGCUAUUAAAGAUAAUCGUGCAGGGGACAUUUUGUCAGCAGAGAUUAUAUGCUGGCUCCAGGCGUGUUUUAUUGUGGUAAUCAAAUCAGAAGGGGAUUCCUUUUUACAUGUGCAGGAAUUACAAUCCAAUAUAAAAAACAAAUUUAUGAAGCCCAAUUCAAGA